AUGGUCCUAAAGCUGUAUGAUAAAAAUGAAAUCGAUAAUGAACGAUUAUUAUCGGUUGCGUCAUGUAUAAUUAGAGAUCGUCUUUAUUUCCUAUCUUGCAAAACUCCACCAAGAAGUAAUUCCUCCAUUCAUUUUUUUUCCAUUGAUGAAGAAUUAUGUUAUGAAAAUUUUUAUGCAGAUUUCGGUCCACUGAGUCUUGGUCAACUAUACAAAUACUGUAGUAAACUAAACAAAAAGCUCAAGUCUGGUAGUUUAAACGAAAAGAAAAUUGCACACUUUACAUCACAUGAUUCACGUAAACGAGCGAAUGCUGCGUUUCUCAUUGGAAGUUUUCAGAUCAUAUAUUUGGGACGUACACCAGAAGAAGCGUAUAAACAUUUAACUUUAAAUGAUAAUCGACCAUUUCUCCCUUUUCGAGAUGCCUCUUUUGGUGCAUCUACCUAUCACUUAACAUUGUUGGAUUGUUUAUUUGCUGUCAAUAAAGCUUUACUUAAUAAAUUUCUCGACUUUGAUACAUUUGAUUUACAAGAAUAUGAACAUUUUGAGAAAGUGGAAAAUGGUGAUCUCUCUUGGAUAAUACCAAAUAAAUUUCUUGCGUUUUGUGGACCACAUUCACAAACGAAGAUAGAAAAUGGUUAUCCUCUACAUUCACCGGAAGCUUACUUUCCAUAUUUCCGAAAACGAAAUGUAACCACUAUAAUUAGGUUGAAUAAAAAAGUUUACGAUGCUAAACGGUUCACCAAUGCUGGCUUUGCUCAUUAUGAUUUAUUUUUUACUGAUGGGAGUUGUCCAUCUGAUCAAAUAAUGAAUCGAUUUUUAGAAAUAUGCGAAAAUGUCUCGGGAGCAAUCGCUGUACAUUGCAAAGCUGGUUUAGGUCGUACUGGUACAUUGAUUGGAUGUUAUUUGAUGAAACAUUAUAAACUUACUUCUCGUGAAGUGAUUGGUUGGAUUCGUAUCUGUCGUCCUGGUUCAAUUAUUGGACCACAACAACAUUGGUUGGAUUUGAAACAACCAAUUUGUUGGCAAUUCGGUGAAAUUUACAGGGGAAAACAACGUCAGUUAACAACAUCACAUUCAGUAGAAUCAUCAAUGAGUAGUGAUGAAGAUUUAAAUGUAGCAGAAACAGUAAAAUUACAAACUACUGUAAAGAAAAAUGAUUUAUUAACUCAAAGAUCUUCUGAAAAUGGAUUAUUAGUUAAAAGUGGUAGAAUUUGUAAAUCUGUUACUCCAGUAUCAUUGGCUAGGUCCAACAAUAAUUCAAAUGAUCUUGGCAUUAAAAAUCAUUGCACUAUUCCAUCUAUUUUAUGUUCCGAAAUUUUGUUUCUAAACAGUCAUGUUCAAAAUCAACAUAAAAGAUGUUUGAGUAAUAAUAGUAAUAGAAAUAACACUAAUAAAAAUAGUAAUAAUAGCAUGAAUAAAAACAUCAAAUUGAAUAUCGGCAAUACAAGAAAAACAACGAAAACGACAACAACAACAACAACCACUACUACUACCACUAAUAAUAAUAAUAUAGGUUCUCUUGCAAUCAGUACUGAUAAUACUGCCAGUAGUAAUGAUAGUAAUAAUGAUAAUAGUGGUGUCAGUGAUAGCAAUAGUAACAGUCUUAGUAUUAGUAGUAGUAUUAUCAGUAAUAACAGUAGAAGUAGUAGUAGCAGUAGUGCAUCUAUCACUGAGACUCUCACUAAUUCUCCACGAUGUUACAAUAUAACUGUUAAAAAUAUUAAUUUAUCACAAUCAUCUAAUGACCAAUCAAAAAAUGCAUUAAAAUCAAAAAAUAAUAAAUCUUUAUCAAAAACCAAUUCAGAUAUUUCAUCGAAAUGUUUUGACCGUGAAGUGAUUAUUAAUCCAAAUUUAAUUGAUAAACAAAAAUCAAAGAAAUUAUCUAAAUUAAAUUCAAAAUCACGUAUUAGUCAAGGUGAUCAGUUAAAUAGAAUAAAAGCAAUGAGACGUCCAAUGCAACAGCGUUUAUCAGAUUCCCCAAAACGCAGUAAUAUCAAAUCAACAAACUGUAAUAGUAACUUGAAUCGUACCUUCGAUUGUACGUCAAGUAAUCCAACUGAUAUACAUGAUUUAUAUCGUGGUUCCGUUUCAUGUACAUCAUCCAUUACAAAUAUUCAAGAUCAAUUGCCUGGAUCUACGCUAACCUAUUCAUCUAGUCCUGACCACUAUAAUAAUAUUAAUUCGUUAUACUCAAACACGAGGAAUAGAAAAAGUUUAAAUAUAUCUCCGAUAUAUACGGGUAAUAAUUAUUCAAGAACACAACCUGAUGCCUACACAAAGUGUACUCCAUCGACUAUUGUAUCUCCAACUGUUCCAUCACAUUUUUCUCGAUAUUCAACUCGUCAGUCGUCAAAUCGUAACAACAGUGGUUCAAUCACAGUUAGAGUACGCAAUAAAAUUGGAGUGAAACGUACUAAACCGACUACUGACAAUAAUAAUAAUAAUAAUCUAACUAUUACUGAAAAUAUUGUUGAAAAAGAGAAGUUGAUGGGUAAUUCAGUUUCAUUAUUAACUAACCGAUCAGUUGUAUCACCAUCAAUGAAAACAACUACAAUUAUCACAAGCGAUACUUCAGUACCAAUAAAACGUGCAUCAUCAACAAUAAAAAAAUCUCUUAAUUUGGGGAAUACAGUCCCAUUUGCUACUUCUCCUGAUAUCAUACACAAUAACUGUAAUGAUGCAAAAUGUAAUUAUGGUCAUCACAGUAGUGAUUUGACUAAUAUUCCUGUAUAUGACAAUGUUGCACAAAGUGAAUUAGAUCCAUUAAUCAAUAUGAAAUAUUCUCCAUUGUCUACCAAUAAUCGAUAUAGUUUUAGUGAUGUUCUAAAUCCAGUUACAAUGAAUUAUACAGAUAAUUUUAAUGUCAAUAAUAAUAAUAAUAAUAGUAAGAGUCAUGGUUCAAUAAAAACCCCGACAUAUAAUCUUAGACACAGUGUCCGCCAAGAACAAGAAAGACAUCGCUUAUGCAAACAAAAAUCUUCCACUCCUAGUGAUUAUUUCACUAAAACGAAUUAUAUUGAUUCAACUGUCGAUACUCCUUCCAGUCGUCAUUCUACAAAAUUUCGAGGAACAAAGACAAUCCGACUACCUAUGACGACAUUGUACUCUCAAGAUCCUUUAUUCAUUCGAAAUAAUCAAUCUGCAGCAGCCGCAGCGGUUAAACCACCAUCACCAACAGUUACAUAUUCGGUUAAUAAAACUUCCAGAGAACCAUAUUUUACUAGAUCUGUUCGUGCUCGAGCACUACAUAAUUCUAUGACAGAUUUAUCUAAUCUGUUAAUUGGAUCACAUUUAUCUGAUUAUUCAAAUAACAGUAGUAGUAGCAGUAGUAGUAUGACUUAUGAUUCUUUACCACCAACUAGUCAAAAUUCCAAUACAUCAGUUAAUCUGUACACCAGCCCAUCACCAUCAUCAUUAUUAAGUGAUCUAUCAGUGUCAAAUAACACUCAAACUCCUUUGUCAUUUUCUUCACUCCCAAUGAGAUUUCAUUUUCGUCAUCCGAAUAUAAUAAAGAAUAAUGAUCAAAAUCAUAUUCAUUAUGGACAUUCAUCUUAUGCAUUUUAUUAA
This is a messenger RNA of Schistosoma rodhaini, 3567 nucleotides long. Lineage: Eukaryota; Metazoa; Platyhelminthes; Trematoda; Strigeidida; Schistosomatidae. The record is from the annotation of a GenBank genome assembly.